This is a messenger RNA of Lagenorhynchus albirostris (white-beaked dolphin), 1860 nucleotides long. RefSeq names its product zinc finger protein 169 (gene ZNF169). The record is from RefSeq and is a predicted model, not a curated record. The coding region runs from base 58 to 1860 and encodes 600 amino acids. The transcript has 4 exons. Gene Ontology annotation, biological process: negative regulation of transcription by RNA polymerase II. NCBI's taxonomy places the organism in Eukaryota, Metazoa, Chordata, Mammalia, Artiodactyla, Delphinidae. Gene Ontology annotation, molecular function: DNA-binding transcription repressor activity, RNA polymerase II-specific.
AGCUCUGCCUCUGCAACUUGACUCUUGUCUAGGAAGAGCACUCAGCAGACCAAGAAUAUGGCCCCAGGGCUCCUGACAACCAGGGAUGAGGCACUAAUGGCCUUCAAGGAUGUGGCUGUGGCCUUCACCCAGAAGGAGUGGAAGCUACUGAGUCCUGCUCAGAGGACCCUGUAUCGGGAUGUAAUGCUGGAGAACUACAGCCAUAUGGUGUCGCUGGGAAUCGCCUUUCCUAAACCAAAACUCAUCAUACAACUGGAGCAAGGGGACGAGCCCUGGAGAGAGGAGAGUGAAAGUCUUCUGGACCUUUGUCCAGAACCAAGAACAGAAUUCCAGCCCCAUCUCUCCUGCCCAGUGAGUUUUUCCAGUCCACAGUUCCUCCAUCAAUAUGUGCUCUGCGGUCACUUCCCUCAGAUCUUCCCAGGUUCAUCUGCAGGAAGCCACUUCCUACUAGAAGCUCCAAGCUGCUCGAGUAACAAAGCAGAAGAUGGAGAGAGAGAAGGCUCUUGCACUGUGUUUGGGAGGCCGCGGCUGAGCGGGACUUCAAGGGCAUUCUUCAGCCCAUCUCAAGGUCAGCCAGUAGACCAGGAAGGCAACAGUGGUGGAGGAAUAGAUCAGGGGGUGAUCCCUGAGGAGACAGAUGCAAUGUUGACAGGGACAGACAUCUCAGAAUCUGGAGCAGUCAUAUGUGAAAAAUACAGACUAGGACUUAGCACAAAGUCAAGCCUCUUUAGCCUCCAGAAGCUUCAUGUGUGCCCUGAAUGUGGCAGAAGCUUCUACCAGAGGUCAGACCUCAUCAAGCACCAGAGGACACACACGGGGGAGAAGCCCUAUAGUUGUAGGGAGUGUGGGCGAGGCUUUGGCCGGAAGUCCUCCCUCACCAUACACCAGAGGAAACACUCAGGGGAGAAGCCCUACAUGUGUAGGGAGUGUGGGCGACACUUCAGGUAUACAUCCUCCCUAACUAACCAUAAGAGGAUACACUCUGGGGAGAGACCCUUUGUAUGUCAGGAGUGUGGGCGAGGCUUUCGCCAGAAGAUUGCCCUCAUCCUGCACCAGAGGACACACUUGGAGGAGAAGCCUUUUGUGUGUCCAGAGUGUGGAAGAGGCUUUUGCCAGAAGGCAUCACUCCUCCAACACCGUAGCUCACAUUCGGCUGAGAGGCCCUUCUUGUGCCUUGAGUGUGGGCGUGGCUUCAGGCAGCAGUCGCUGCUCCUCAGUCAUCAGGUCACACACUCAGGGGAGAAGCCUUAUGUUUGUGCCGAGUGUGGGCACAGCUUUCGCCAAAAGGUCACUCUCAUCAGACACCAGAGAACACACACAGGGGAGAAGCCUUACAUGUGCUCUGAGUGUGGGCGUGGCUUUAGCCAGAAAGUCUCCCUCAUGGGCCACCAGCGGACACACACGGGUGAGAAGCCUUAUGUGUGCCCUGAGUGUGGGCGUGGUUUUGGUCAGAAGGUCACCCUCAUCAGACACCAGAGGACGCAUACUGGGGAGAAGCCUUAUCUGUGCUCUGAGUGUGGACGUACCUUUGGCUUCAAGUCACUCCUCACCAGACACCAGAGGACACAUUCAGGGGAGGAGGCUGAUGUGUACGGAGUAUGUGAGCAAAGACUUGGUCAGAAGACCCACCUCACCUCUGACCAGAGGACAUACUCAGGAGAAAAGCCGUGUGUCUGUGAUGAGUGUGGACGUGGCUUUGGCUUCAAGUCAGCCCUCAUCAGACAUCAGCGGACCCAUUCAGGAGAGAAGCCAUAUGUGUGCAGGGAGUGCGGUCGUGGCUUUAGCCAGAAGUCUCACCUCCACAGACAUAAGAGGACCAAGUCUGGCCAUCACCUCCUGCCACAAGAGCUGUUCUCUUGA